Messenger RNA from Mus musculus (house mouse), 7086 nucleotides. It is a transcript of the gene Bri3bp, whose product is annotated as Bri3 binding protein. Gene Ontology annotation, cellular component: mitochondrion; mitochondrial outer membrane. The record is from RefSeq and is marked validated. The transcript has 4 exons. The coding region runs from base 95 to 634 and encodes 179 amino acids. NCBI's taxonomy places the organism in Eukaryota, Metazoa, Chordata, Mammalia, Rodentia, Muridae.
GCGCGCCCACGCGGUGCGGCCCCGGAGCCCUCUCUGGCCGUGUGCUCCGCCCUCUCCCCCUUUCAGCCCCGCGACCCUCCUCCCCUGGCCGAACAUGGGCGCGCGCGCGUCCCAGGAGCCCCGGACCCGGGUCCGGGCCGGGUUGCGGGUGCUGCUGCCGGUUCUGCUUCUGGCGCUGCUGCUGCUGGCGCUGGUGGCUCCUGGAGCGCAGGGGGCUCGGGGCCGCGGGGCUGCGGACAAGAACAGCCACCGGCGCGCGACGAGCAGCUUCUCGCAGAGCGUGAGCAGCCUCUUCGGAGAGGACAACGUGCGCGCGGCUCAGAAGUUACUGUCCAGGCUGACCGAGCGGUUCGUGCAGGGAGUGGACAUGUUCUUAGAGACGUUAUGGAAAGUUUGGAUGGAGCUCUUAGAAGUCCUUGGGCUUGACGACAAUGGAGGUAGAGCCUGCAGUGAUGGUGACCUGGGCCACCUGGAGCCUCUGGAAGCCAGAAGAGGGCAGAAGAGGCUCCCGAGAGUCCUCACACAGUGUCCAACCUGUCACAGUACUUCAGCCCAGCCUCAGUGUCCAACAGCCCCACCCGGGCCCUGGUGCUGGUUGGUGUGGUUCUCCUGGCCUACUGGUUCUUGUCUCUGACCUUGGGCUUCACCUUCAGCCUCCUCCACCUGGUGUUUGGCCGCUUCUUCUGGCUCGUGCGUGUCAUCCUGUUCUCCAUGUCCUGCGUGUAUAUCCUACAUAAGUACGAGGGCGAGCCAGAGCACGCAGUGCUACCGCUCUGCGUCGUGGUGGCCAUCUACUUCAUGACGGGGCCCAUGGGCUACUGGCGGGGCAGCCCCGGUGGCCUUUGCAGCCCCAGUGUGGAGGAGAAGCUGGAACACCUGGAGAACCAGGUGAGGUUGCUUAACAUCCGCCUCAACAGGGUGCUCGAGAACCUUGACCGCUCCAAGGACAAGUGAAGGUCAGCUGCCUAGCCGUCCAACCAGCUAGUGAUGUCAAAAGACAGAAGAAGAAGAGAAGAGCCGGCAACCCCACCAAAUCCCAACCCUCCCAAUAAACUGAGCAAAAACGCCACGCCUGGUAUUUCCCACUGUGUGUCGACCUUAGGAGCCACUGGAGGAGAGAGCACUUUCGUAGAUCACCAGUGGGAAAGCAGUUUUUAAACAACGGAUAUACCCCCUGUUAGCUGUGUAGUCGGAUAACUUUACCUGUGCAUAGAACAUAAUGUUGAUUUUUCUUCCCAAACAUUUAAAUACAUCUUUUGUAAGGUUUUUAAAUAAAGGCAGAUGGAGUCAAGUUUAUCAGAGCUUUGAAGGGAACGCUUGACGUCCUUAAGGAGGUUAAAAUUGGCUUGUGGGUGAGCACCGUGUGCAAUCUCUUCGUCUUCCCGAAUGUGACCUUUAUUUCGUGUCUUCUGGGGUUGGUGGUGACCUGGUUAACAAGUGCUGUCUCUUGUUCUUGUGGACACUUGGGCUUCAGAGGAUUGGAUCCUAGGGAUCCUGUGAGCUCUUCGUCCAUUGUGCCCCUCCAUGUCUAUUUCUGUUUUGUAUGGUGCUGGGGAUACUGAGCCCACCCCCCCACCCUUGUCCAUUGUAUUUCUGAAUGAAGGUACCCACAGACGUCCCGAGAUCUCUUUCUCUUCUCUGGACUUCAAUGUAGAUUAACCCUAGCCUUUCCAGGAAGAAAGGACAUGGAUGGAGCUGCAAACUGUCUUUGGAGUUUGAUGCUAAGAACCGGGUAGGCCCCGAAGAUCAUUCCAGAAUCCAGCUGAAUCUCACAUUCCCUGUUGGCCAGCGAGGCCCAGAUAGCCGGCUGGACCCUCAUGGGAAUCACUUGUUUCCUUUGCUUCUAAUUGACUCGGGACCAUAGAAGAAAAAGGAACCGUUCACGGCCAGUAACAUCCUUUAUUUCAUUCCUUCUAGAACAUUCGUAGGCAUAAGCAACCUUGAGAUCUGAAUCGUUUGUCCUGAAAUUUUUAUAAUUGUGUUAGGUGCUUUUUAAAGUCUGGGGUCCAGGGCAUUGCUUGUUAAUAGCUAAACCCCUGGGUGCAGAGACCUCUCUGCCAGCUUCUGUGGAAAGAGAGCUGGCUUUUGUGGGAUGUCACUAGGGUCGCCCGUGAGGACUGUGGAGCCACUGAGUCCCAACUUGAGCUUGGAGGGGGACCCAGCUGAUGGCAGCUCUGGUGCCGUAUGUCUGUGAAGUUCUGUCUUUGGUUACAGGUAUCUGUCACACAGAUUUGGGUCUUUGAGGAUGUGGCCGAGAGAGACCUCUGUUCUCGAGGUGACAGGCAGUAUGGGACUCUCAUUUUCUUGAAUUUCAUUCCCUUCUGGAACCGGUACUGGGGAAAUCUCUCCACAGACAUUGGAAAUCCACAACUUGUGAUGUGAAACAUUCCGAUUUUGUUGUUUAGAUGCUCUAGGCAUAUCUACUCGCGGCACAGGGUGGAAGUAGCCGAGAAGGGGCACCUUGGCUGUUAAUAUCUUUCCUUCCAGAUGUCUGGUCAUAUCAUACUAAAAGAUUACUUUUCAGAUGUUGGCUAGGGGGCAGUCACUCUCUGUAAAGCUAAACCUUCUUGCCUUGGCUCCUCUCAGUGGCCACUUGAGAUGUUGUAGGUCGAUUCCUAUACAGUCCACUGUAGCUAAGACUGCAACUCCACCCAGUAUUCAGGAGGCAGAGGCAGGAGGAUUGCUGCUAUUUGAAGGCCAGCCAGGUCUUAAGUGGUCUAUUUCAGGUCAGCCAGGGUUACAUAGCGAGACCAAAAGCCAGGUAUGGUAGCACAAGAGAGCAGAGGCAGGCACAUCGGAGUUUAAAGCCAGUCUGGUCUAUGUAGUGAGUUCCAGGACAGGCAGUUUUAAUACACUGAGACCUUGUCUCAAAACAAUAGCAACAAAAAAGGUAAAAAUCUGCAAUAUUUUUUUCCAGUCUGACCAAAUGUAGACUCUAAAGCCAGUUUUAUAGUUGAAUAUAUAUAAUGUGUAUAUACAUAUAUAUGCUAUAUAUAUUCAUGUAUUAUUUGUAUAUAUACACUAUAUAUAUACAUACACAAGAUGCCUUCAUUUUAAUUUUUACAUCUAGUUAUUAUGAUUUUUUGAGACAGGGUCUCAUGUAUUUAAGACUGGCCUUGAACUUGCUAAGUAGCUGAGACUGGCCUUAAACUCUCCUGCCCCCAGCCCGAGUGCAGGAAUGAUGUGCACAUGUGACUACGCCCCCAUUGUUCGAACGCCUUGGGGUGAACGCGGCCUAUGCAUGUUAAGAGAGCACUCAAGAGUCCAGUCCUGGAUACCUUCAUUCUUAGUGGAAGAAUGUACAAAUCAGAGUAGAAUGUUACUUGAAAUUCUAGUAGUUUUUUUGUUUUUAAAAACUUCAACCGGGCGUGGUGGCGCACGCCUUUAAUCCCAGCACUCUGGAGGCAGAGGCAGGCGGAUUUCUGAGUUCGAGGCCAGCCUGGUCUACAGAGUGAGUUCCAGGACAGCCAGGGCUACACAGAGAAACCCUGUCUCGAAAAUCAAAAAAACAAAAAACAAAAAAAAAUAAAACAAAACAAAACAAAAAAACUUCAGAUGGUGUUACUGUGUUUGAUGCAUAUAUUUUAGCUUGUUUGUUUGUUUGUUUGUUUGUUUGUUUUUCUUUUUGAGGCAGGGUCUCUCUACAUAGCCCUGGCUGUCCUGCAACUCUCUGUGUAAACCAGGCUGCCCUCUAACUUGCAGAGAUCCACCUGCCUCUGAUUGCUGGUAUUAAAGGUGUUGCACCACCAUGCCUGGCAUUGUUUGGAAGUAAUCAUAGCCCCCAGUAGUUAAAGAUUUUUUUCUUUUCUUCUUUCAUUCCGUGGACAGCUUAUUGGCCUCCCUUCCCUUCCCCCUCCCCCUAUCUCUUUUGUAUGUGGAAAGAUGUAUUUUUGUACCUUAUUUCAUGCCUUAUCUUCAGGGCUGUGUACAACUCCUCCUUAACCGAAUAACAUGAUAAACAUUUGGACAGCAGCCACUGUGGAUCUAUUAUAGAUAAGGGGCGGGGCAGGCGAUAUGGCUCAAUGAAGAAAGGCACUUGCCACCAAACCUGAGUUUGAUUCCCGGGACCAACAUGGUGAAAAAAGACAGACCACUCCCACAGGUUUCCUUCUAACCUCUACGCAUGGGCUGUGGCUUCCCACCCCUUGGCCCCAAUAAAUACAUAUAUACUUUUUUUUUUUUAAAUGAAAAGAUAGUGUAAGGAUUAUAACUGUCUCAAAGUCAGUAUUAACUCCCUGGUGGUCGUCUCUCAUAUUAGGUACUUGCUUUACCGAGGACAGGACUGGUUGCCUCUGAAGUGUACUGACUGGGCUUAGCUUAGGGUAUUGGGGUUGGUGAUUUUUGAUGGUGGUGUUUUAUUUUGAAUUAUUUUAUGUAUAUGGGUGGUUUUUUUUUUGUUUUUGUUUUUUUUGUUUUUGUCACACUUGUAUGUCUGUGUACCACGUAUUUGCCUGGUGCCUGCAGAGAGGAGAAGAGGGUGUCAGAUCGCCCUGGAAUUAGUGAUAACUGUCAGCUGCCUUGUGGAUGCUGAAAAAGUCAAACCCAGGUUGUUUGGAAGAACAGCCGGUGUGCUCUAACCACUGAGCAGCCUCUCUGGCCCUAUGGUUCGGGGUUUUAGAGAUGGCAUCUCUUGGACUCCUGACUGGUCUCGAACAGGCUAUGUGGUGGAGAAGGACCUUGAACUCCUGAUCUCGAUCCUUCUGGAUGCUAGGAUUAGAGACAGAUGCUAACACAUCUGCUCGGGAUGGAACCCCGGGCCUCCUACAUUUUACAUAAGCGUUCUACCAAAUUAGCCCGGUCCCAGCCUGUAGUCAGUGUUUGUAUAGUGGUCUCUUCCCUUUUCUAGUCAGGAGGCUGUUGGUAUAGCACACAGACACCUUUCACAGACUCACUUCCUGUUGUUGCUAGCAUCCCCCACCCUUUGGGCCCUUUGUUGAGGCUCGACCCUCUUUCUACUGGCAAUAAGUGUGGAAAAGAAUGUCCUCACAGCUGGCCUUUUGACCCAUGAUAGGGUCCUCUAAUUCAUAAAAGUGACCCAGGGACGAGCCUAAGAGGCAGCCUGGGGAUGAGGCUCAGCAGGCCACAGGGGGUUAGGAGCAGAGCUGUGAAUAAGCAACCAGGAAGGCAUGUCUUUCCUAGGGACCUCAUGAGAACCUCUGAGGGAAGGUUGGGAGCAUUGUCCUAUGGCCCUGGCACACUCAAGGGCCCUGUGUGUGAAGAGCUCUGCUUGCUCACGUGGUCCUGUCACUCCGGCCUGCUCACAGAUGGCUCGGAAACAGCGUGACCAGGAAGCCCGAUGUGCUUUGCAAACCCAGGACUCAGUCUCCAGAUAGAUAGGAAGGUGCUGAGUUCAAAGCCAUCCUGGUCUACGUGGCAAGACCCUGUCUCAGCAAACUAACCCAACAUGUUCAAGAGUCAGCACGAGAAUCUUUAACAAAGCUCCUCUGCAUCUUGUGCUUGGUAGGCAGCCUGAAGCACUUCCCUUCUUCACAAGCCCUGUUGCUUUGGUCUGUUCUGAGACAGGGUCUCAAUCUAGCCCAGGCUGGCCUCGAACCUAGAGAUCUGCUCGCCUCUGCCUCCCAAGUACCAGGCUUAAAGUUGUGCACCACCAUGCCCAGAAAGCCAGCAUUGGUGAGCCUGGUGCGCACCUGGAGCUACAAGGAAUUUCCAAGGCGACCCUCUCAGCCUCUUUACCUUCAAGUCCUGGGCUCCUGAGCUCUGCCCCCAGCAUGAAAGCUGCUUUCAAAGCAACCUGUGAUAAUUCUGUAAUGUUUUUGAGUUUGACCAUUUAUGUACUUGGGCUUUGGGCUCCUCACCUGUGAAUUGUAGAUUUCUAUUUUGCGGGUUUUAACCCAAUACCCUUGUCACUGGCUGGCAUCAGCAAGCUUCGGCCUUUUUGCUUCCUUCUGUGUUUUGCUCUUUGGUGGUCCUUCCAUAGCUAGGACAGACACGGAGAACCUGUCUUUCAGUCCUGAUGGCACAAACAGCACAUUGUUGCUGCCACCGGGACAGCUACGGCAGCCAGUGGCAUGCCCGACUCUCCGCCCGAUGUCUCUGCGGAUUUCAAGCUUAUGCUGUUGUGUCAGUUUCCUGUCUGCAUCUGUGAUAAAUCUCUAAAUAUCCUGUAAUUAAAUUAAUUUCUAGUGACAGUGAUCAAUGUGCAGUUAAAUCCCCCAAGAGGUAAUUAUUUCCCUGUUUUUAGCUGCAGAUUAAAAAAAAAAAACACCAAUGACUUCUUCACAGUUGAGUUUCUGUUUUGUGUCUCAGCUUAGGAAAUUUUAAAUAGUAUUUAGUUUGACACAGUAGAAAGAAAGCCAUUCCGUGUGAACAUAGUGGGGUGUGUGCACACACGCACAUGCGCAAACAUUAAUUGGGAAGCUGAUUCUACGAAUAUCUUAUAUAGGGAAAAAAAAGCGUCAGGCUUAGUAUUUUUUUGCAAAGUGAUGGAUACAUUCCUCUUAUUUAUUAAUCACUGGCUUGAUGUUAGAGGUCUUUGUAGAUCGACUUUAAGAAUUGGAUUAAAAUAUUGUGAACAUUGCGGCUUAAUAAAUGUUUACUGUGGUGAUGUUCAGACUCCUGGAUGGAUUUCUUUACUUUGGUGAGGCACUUGAGGCAACCUCCAGAAUUAGAGAGUCAUUUUAUGGCUUUGGUUUAUUUCUUUAUCUUAAUGUGUAUGACUGCUUGGCCUGCGUGAGUGUAUGUAUACUUUGUGUGUCCCUGGUGCCCUUGAUGGUCAGAGUCCCUGGAAACGGAGUUACAGAUGUUUAUGAGCCGCCAUAUGGGUGCUGGGAAGUGAACCCGGGUCAUCUACAUGAAUAGCAAGUGCUUUUAAAUAUUGAGCCAUCUCUCCUGCACUAAAGAUUAAUUUAAAAAAAAAAAAAAGGGCUGGAGAGGUGGCUCAGCGGUUAAGAGCACUGACUGCUCUUCUGAAGGUCCCUAGUUCAAAUCCUAGCAGCCACAUGGUGGCUUGCAACCACCCCACCCCCCAACCCCCGUAAUGAGGUCUGGUGCCCUCUUCUGGAGUGUCUGAAGACAGCUACAGUGUACUUGCAUAUAAUAAAUAAAUAAAUCUUAAAAAAAGAUUAA